AUGGUUAGUGCGAUAAUGCUUCAUGCACGCACUAGCUAUAGUCAUGCAUUCUUUCAAAACAUCGAUACCUUCGUGAUUAGAUCGUUUAGUUGUUUCAAAAAAUUCGUUCCUAAAUGCCACAAGAGCACACAUCAAAAUCUCAACAUCGUUAGUGCAAUAACUAGCGAGAGCUUCAUCUAAUAGAAAGGGAUUUUCUUUAUUCUUCUCAAACCAUGCAUCAAAUUCCUUUCUUUUUGUGGGCAUCAUACCAGAGGCCAUAUAAUCUUCCUUAGACAAGUAUAUCUUUUUCCCAUAAUUUUCCGGACGAUUG
Molecule: messenger RNA, 310 nt
Organism: Meloidogyne enterolobii
Lineage: Eukaryota; Metazoa; Nematoda; Chromadorea; Rhabditida; Meloidogynidae
Source: the annotation of a GenBank genome assembly